AAGCGGUGAGGUUACAUCAACUUUAUUAAGUUCCAUAAAAAAGUAAUCUUCUGAAGUUAAGGUUAUUCCAAUGAAUUUUGACUUAUUUUAAUGUAAAAUAAUUUAUUUUUUGGUUUUUAUAAAUGCUGUAUUUUGCUACAACACUCUUACCAGGACAAAAAACAGAGUGAUAAAGCUAUGUUUAAAAUGCCUGUGUUAACAGAUAAAAUGCCUUUGGUUGAAUAAAGGGUAAAAAAAAAAAGUGUCGUCAGAGUUAUGAGAUUUUGUUUUCUCUGUUCUCAACAUGUCCAGCAGGGGGGCAGCAGCUCGUUCAUCCCGGUGGUGCGGUGCAGCACUCAAAUUAUUCCGUGUUAUUGCUUGGCGUCUGUAAACAUGAUUUUAACAUCGUCUCCUGGCGUCCUGAACACGCUUGUCAACACGGUUUAACACGGUCUUCGUGCCAGAGUCUUUUUUUAUUUAUAUCCGGGGAAGUCAUGCUUCUUGUCCGGACGGCGGUUCUCGGCGGUGGGGCUCUGCGCUGCCGUCCUGUCGGUUGCAGAAGCGCCGCUUCAUACGUGCAGGGCCAGAGCCCCGACCCCCGCAUCCGAGAGUACUUUUACUACGUGGACCAUCAAGGACAACUCUUCCUCGAUGACACUAAAGUUAAAAAUUUUGUCACCUGUUUCAAAGAUAAACAGUUCCUAGUCUUCUUCUUCAGCCGGCUGAGGUCAAACCAGAGCGGGCGUUAUGAGAAGGACUUCCCCUUCCUGUCUAUGUGCGGCAGGGAGAGGAACUUCCUGCGCUGCGACGACCGGCCCAUGGUUUUCACACACCUGCUGCAAAGCUCUGGAGGCCCGCGGGGACUUGGAGGAGAUCAGGAGCUGCUGUCCUUCUGCGGCGGAGGGGAGAAGCUUGCCGUCCCGUUCCGCCCGGAGGCGCUGUAUAUGCAUCCCACCAGCGGGCGGGUCUAUCACCCCUGCCUGGAGCGGGUGGGGGGAGUCGGGCUGGUUAGGUCCGCUUUGGCCAUCGAACUCAGUCCGUUCUUUGUUUACCCGCCAGAGACCAGCCAGUCUGGACAGCCUUCACACUUUCUGUGGGGAGGAGAGAAGCACACGCUGACCAAUGAGCUGGCAGCUUUUUUUCCUGUUGCAGAAGAGGGCAGCGAGGAGCGGCAGCUGGAAUGAUGUCACUUCACGGAGUAAAAACCACUUUAACCAUCAGUCUCCAUCAUAGAAAAAAUGAUACCAUAAUCCAACUGGGAGUCUUUGAAUCCCCAUCAGAACAAACCUAAUUUUACUUAAAAAAAAUUGAUGGACAUUAUAGAAGAACUUAUAAAAUAUAAAUGGUUUAUGGAUAUUUAUUUGAAAUAAAUAAAUAAAUAAAAGCACCACAGUCUCCUUAAAUGCGGACUAAAUCUCAGAAAUAUUUCUUUUCUGAUUUAUUUGGCCAGUCAUGACAAAGUUCUAACAUUUCUGUUGGUGUGCAGAUCAAAACUGCAAAACUGUCAUAGCAACACUUUCAGUCUUAACCAGAUUAAUUUUUCUCAGCAGACCUUAACUCCAAAAUAAAGGCACAGACACAAUUUUAUUUUUAAUUAAAAUACCUAAAGAAAAAAAUAUACUUUUGACAUAAAUGGAAUAAAAAACAAGACUUACAAACCUUAAAGAUUUGAAAUUUAAUUAUUGUUAUUUAUUUCCUCUGUUAGUAGAAGAUUCUACAAUUAUUGAAAAGUAUAUAUUUUAAGUUUUCCUUUAAGACUCACUCUGAUCAUCUUUUGAUCUAAUAAUAAUAAAUUUUAUUUAGAAUGCGCUUUACAUUUUAGAUAAAAUCUCAAAGCGCUGCAAUGGAGGCAGGAAUAAAAAUGGUUUACAAUAAGA
Molecule: messenger RNA, 1856 nt
Organism: Oryzias latipes (Japanese medaka)
Lineage: Eukaryota; Metazoa; Chordata; Actinopteri; Beloniformes; Adrianichthyidae
Gene: c4h8orf82
Product: chromosome 4 C8orf82 homolog
Source: RefSeq, a predicted model, not a curated record